AUGGUGAACAAGGUCAAGGCUGCCACCGAUGAGUUAUGGCAACUGUAUAACAAGGCCAUUACUGAACAAGAUAUGGAAAUUACUCGGAAAGAUGAUCAAUACCUCAAAGUAUUGCAAGAGUCAGAUGCAAAGAUGUGUAAACGUAUGGAGCUAUGCGACAAGCAAAUCACUGAAUUAAAGGAAUUAAUGAUCAAAGCCUAUGAAAGGGAUGUAGCCAUGCUACGAAACUUGAAAACUCUUUUUCAAACGGAAAAAGACAAGAUCAUUAAAGAGAUGACUCUCUCAUCGGAGCAGGUAAAUGAAACAUUCAAACCACUAGAGAAGUACUUUUCAAUGAUAAAGUAG
Messenger RNA from Naegleria fowleri, 345 nucleotides. RefSeq lists its product as uncharacterized. NCBI's taxonomy places the organism in Eukaryota, Heterolobosea, Eutetramitea, Acrasida, Naegleriidae. The record is from RefSeq and is a predicted model, not a curated record. The transcript has 2 exons. The coding region runs from base 1 to 345 and encodes 114 amino acids.